Canis lupus familiaris (dog) is the source of this 1080-nucleotide messenger RNA. It is a transcript of the gene HRH2, whose product is annotated as histamine receptor H2. Gene Ontology annotation, biological process: G protein-coupled receptor signaling pathway, coupled to cyclic nucleotide second messenger; gastric acid secretion; positive regulation of vasoconstriction. Lineage: Eukaryota; Metazoa; Chordata; Mammalia; Carnivora; Canidae. Gene Ontology annotation, cellular component: membrane; dendrite. The record is from RefSeq and is marked validated. Gene Ontology annotation, molecular function: G protein-coupled serotonin receptor activity; histamine receptor activity; neurotransmitter receptor activity.
AUGAUAUCUAACGGCACAGGCUCUUCCUUUUGUCUGGACUCUCCUCCAUGCAGGAUCACUGUCAGCGUGGUCCUCACUGUCCUCAUCCUCAUCACCAUCGCCGGCAAUGUGGUGGUCUGCCUGGCUGUGGGCCUGAACCGCCGGCUCCGCAGUCUGACUAACUGCUUCAUUGUGUCGUUGGCUAUCACCGAUCUGCUCCUCGGCCUCCUGGUGCUGCCCUUCUCGGCCUUCUACCAGCUAUCCUGCAGGUGGAGCUUCGGCAAAGUCUUCUGCAAUAUCUAUACCAGCUUGGAUGUGAUGCUGUGCACGGCCUCCAUCCUCAACCUCUUCAUGAUCAGCCUUGACCGGUACUGCGCUGUCACUGACCCCCUGCGCUACCCUGUGCUUAUCACCCCAGUCCGGGUUGCCGUCUCUCUUGUCUUAAUUUGGGUCAUCUCCAUCACCCUGUCCUUCCUGUCUAUUCAUCUGGGGUGGAACAGCAGGAAUGAGACCAGCAGUUUCAAUCACACCAUUCCCAAGUGCAAAGUCCAGGUCAACUUGGUGUAUGGCUUGGUGGAUGGGCUGGUCACCUUCUACCUGCCGCUGCUGGUCAUGUGCAUCACCUACUACCGCAUCUUCAAGAUUGCCCGGGACCAGGCCAAGAGGAUCCAUCACAUGGGCUCCUGGAAGGCAGCUACCAUUGGGGAGCACAAAGCCACAGUGACACUGGCUGCAGUGAUGGGAGCCUUCAUCAUAUGCUGGUUCCCCUACUUUACUGUGUUUGUUUACCGUGGGCUGAAAGGGGAUGAUGCCAUCAAUGAGGCUUUUGAAGCCGUCGUUCUGUGGCUGGGCUAUGCCAACUCGGCCCUGAACCCUAUCCUGUAUGCCACACUGAACAGAGACUUCCGCACGGCAUACCAGCAGCUCUUCCGCUGCAGGCCGGCCAGCCACAAUGCCCAGGAAACUUCUCUGAGGUCGAACAGCUCUCAGCUGGCCAGGAAUCAAAGCCGAGAACCCAUGCGGCAGGAAGAGAAGCCCCUGAAGCUCCAGGUGUGGAGUGGGACAGAGGUCACAGCCCCUCGAGGAGCCACAGACAGGUAA